CCAACUUAGAAUUUCUUGGAUGUUUGCUCUGAGAGCUGGGCGACAGACUGGCCAUCAUGCACCACAGCGGAGAGCGUAUGCGGCCGUUGAUACUGUCAGGGAGGGCAAGCACAUAGCUUCAACAACGACUCCUCCAUGGUCAAGGCGAUUCGACCUGCAAGACGUGGAUGAGGAAGACGUUGUUGGCCCCGCCCGGCGUACGGUUUGCAUCCGCAUGUCCAAAACGCUUGCAGGCGGGAUGGUUGACGCGUUCGCCGUUGUUCGUGGGGUAGAGCGCAAAUUUGGACGGAUACGUGAAUACCGGUUCAUACGGGAUGGAGAAGUGGACUCUGAGUACCAGAUGUUGUGCUGGGCUGCAUUCCAGUCGGAGGACUCAAUGAACCUCAUCCCAGAGAAGGGUAUCGAUAUGAGUGUCCCAGCUGCAACGCAAGAUCCUACCAUCCCUGAAGGGGGCCCCGGACUUCAACACCUUCGAGGUCUACUUGACCCGAAGGAUGUAAAUUCUUCCGGUCCCUCAACAUACUCUGCUGAAGGUCCUUCAACACAGCCGAGAUUGAUUGAACUCAAUGUUCAGCGAGCUGCAAGUGACUUGCGUUUCAAAGGAGACAAUACUCCAUUGAACAUCACUAAGGGUAAAAAGAUUGCAAUUGGACACAGCUUCUAUGAGUGGGGAGGCUUCUAUCCUCUGAAGCCUCUCUAUACAUCAUCCCCCUUUGCUUCUCCAUCCGAAGAACUGCUGCCGACUCCAGACCACGAGCAAAUGCGCAUUGCGUUGAACAAGUGGAGUCAAAUACUCGAGCGACCCGACCCUUCAUUUGCACAGAUGGAGGCCUCAGCAAACGUGGAAACACGAGCAGAUACUCAGGAAGACAUGGCAGCGGAUUCGGACUCGUCUAGUGAUCCAUCAAUCAUGUUGUCUCAGAAGAGUCGAAGGAGAACUAGACACGAGGUGGAUUCCUGGGUACCGCUAUCGACGCUACAGCCAACAAAAUUGGCCCCACCCUCUCCUAAUAUCAUCCCACCCAAGAAGCACGCGAUGUCCAAGCCUUCGACGCCUAAGGUUUCGCGUAAAGAACGUUUACUCGAACAGGCUCGUAACCAAGCUCGCGAACAAGUUCUGCAGCAGGUUGCUCUGCGUGCCAGGGAGGCUGAAUCCGCUGACCUUGAGAAUCUACCUUCAGAGACACUGAGGGAGAGUGUUGAGGCCCUUUUGAAGGAUUCUAAAGUCGGUGCCGAGUCACAAGGCAAUGCGCCGGAUGGUUCUGAGUCUGAAGUCAAACUAAAGGCAGGAGACGAGUCAGUGGGCAAGGACCAACCCUCCUCCGCGAAGGAAAAGGUAUGGAACUUGGUGGGGAGGUGGUUCUGAGAAAUACUGGCAAUAUAGAGCUUUUCUGUACAUAUACGCCAUUCUUACCAUAUUGAUAUUCUUGCAAACUUA
Suillus clintonianus is the source of this 1438-nucleotide messenger RNA. RefSeq lists its product as uncharacterized. The transcript is spliced from 3 exons. NCBI's taxonomy places the organism in Eukaryota, Fungi, Basidiomycota, Agaricomycetes, Boletales, Suillaceae. The record is from RefSeq and is a predicted model, not a curated record. The coding region runs from base 20 to 1366 and encodes 448 amino acids.